UUCUUUACUUUUGUGUUGCAGCUUUUAUCGAAAUGAACUUCUCCUGGCUCGCAGUCUUCAUUCUGGCCAUCAUAGCUGUGGCUGUUUCGGCCAAGCCUCAAUGCCCCGCACCAUUCAAGAAUGAGGGCAACAAGUGCAUAACUAGCCGUACCAUCCGCGGCGAAUGCCCACACAAUUCCGAAUACAAAGCCAGUAUCAACAAGUGUGUCUACAAGUCCUAAACAAAAUGAAGUAACAUCUAAUCUGGCAAAAUCGAAUAAAAAUAAACUAAGAGAAACUUAAAAAACAAAA
This is a messenger RNA of Drosophila persimilis, 291 nucleotides long. RefSeq lists its product as uncharacterized. The coding region runs from base 33 to 221 and encodes 62 amino acids. The record is from RefSeq and is a predicted model, not a curated record. The transcript has a single exon. NCBI's taxonomy places the organism in Eukaryota, Metazoa, Arthropoda, Insecta, Diptera, Drosophilidae.